Molecule: messenger RNA, 4212 nt
Organism: Pteronotus mesoamericanus
Lineage: Eukaryota; Metazoa; Chordata; Mammalia; Chiroptera; Mormoopidae
Gene: SLC6A11
Product: solute carrier family 6 member 11
Exons: 14
Coding region: 22-1911 (629 amino acids)
Biological process (GO): neurotransmitter transport; sodium ion transmembrane transport
Cellular component (GO): plasma membrane
Molecular function (GO): gamma-aminobutyric acid:sodium:chloride symporter activity
Source: RefSeq, a predicted model, not a curated record
CACGAGGCAGCCAGCGCGGCCAUGACGACGGAGAAGGCGCUGCCUCUGGGUAACGGGAAGGCAGCUGAGGAGACGCGGGAGUCUGAGGCGCCGGGGGACAGCGGGGGCCCGGCGACCGCGCGCGACCCCCGCGACAAGCGCGACAAGGCAGUCCACGAGCGCGGCCACUGGAACAACAAGGUGGAGUUCGUGCUGAGCGUGGCCGGGGAGAUUAUCGGGCUUGGUAAUGUGUGGCGCUUCCCUUACCUGUGUUACAAGAACGGAGGAGGGGCAUUCCUGAUUCCCUAUGUGGUGUUUUUUAUUUGUUGUGGAAUUCCUGUUUUUUUCCUGGAGACAGCUCUGGGACAAUUCACGAGUGAAGGUGGCAUUACAUGUUGGAGAAAAGUUUGCCCUUUAUUUGAAGGCAUUGGCUAUGCAACACAGGUGAUCGAGGCCCAUCUAAAUGUGUACUACAUUAUCAUCUUGGCGUGGGCCAUUUUCUACCUGAGCAACUGCUUCACCACUGAGCUCCCCUGGGCCACCUGUGGACAUGAGUGGAACACAGAUAAAUGUGUGGAGUUCCAGAAACUGAACGUGAGCAACCACAGCCAUGUGUCUCUGCAGAACGCCACCUCUCCUGUCAUGGAGUUUUGGGAGCGCCGGGUCCUGGCCAUCUCAGAUGGGAUUGAGCACAUUGGGAAUCUCCGCUGGGAGCUGGCCUUGUGUCUUCUGGCAGCCUGGACCAUCUGCUACUUCUGUAUCUGGAAGGGGACCAAGUCCACAGGAAAGGUUGUAUAUGUCACCGCGACCUUCCCCUAUAUUAUGCUUCUGAUCCUCCUGAUCCGAGGGAUCACAUUGCCUGGGGCCUCUGAAGGCAUCAAGUUCUACCUGUACCCUGACCUCUCCCGGCUCUCCGACCCACAGGUCUGGGUAGAUGCUGGAACGCAGAUCUUUUUCUCCUAUGCCAUCUGCCUGGGUUGUCUGACUGCUCUGGGAAGUUAUAACAAUUAUAACAACAACUGCUACAGGGACUGCAUCAUGCUCUGCUGUCUGAACAGUGGCACCAGCUUUGUGGCUGGCUUUGCUAUCUUCUCGGUCUUGGGCUUCAUGGCAUAUGAGCAGGGGGUGCCUAUUGCUGAGGUGGCAGAGUCAGGCCCCGGCCUGGCCUUUAUCGCUUACCCCAAGGCCGUCACCAUGAUGCCUCUCUCCCCACUGUGGGCCACCUUGUUCUUCAUGAUGCUCAUCUUCCUGGGCCUGGACAGCCAGUUUGUGUGUGUAGAAAGCCUUGUGACCGCCGUGGUGGACAUGUACCCCAAAGUCUUCCGGAGGGGCUAUCGGCGGGAGCUGCUUAUCCUGGCCCUGUCGGUCGUCUCCUAUUUUCUGGGCCUCGUGAUGUUAACAGAGGGAGGCAUGUACAUCUUCCAGCUCUUUGACUCCUAUGCCGCCAGUGGGAUGUGCCUUCUCUUUGUGGCCAUCUUUGAGUGUGUCUGCAUCGGCUGGGUGUACGGAAGCAACCGCUUCUAUGAUAACAUCGAAGACAUGAUUGGCUACCGGCCGUUGUCCCUCAUUAAAUGGUGCUGGAAGGUUGUGACCCCUGGGAUCUGUGCGGGCAUCUUCAUCUUCUUUCUCGUCAAGUACAAGCCUCUCAAGUAUAACAACGUCUACACCUACCCUGCCUGGGGCUAUGGCAUAGGCUGGCUCAUGGCCCUGUCCUCCAUGCUCUGCAUCCCCCUCUGGAUCUUCAUCAAGGUGUGGAAGACAGAGGGGACACUGCCUGAGAAAUUCCGGAAGUUGACGCUCCCCAGUGCUGAUCUGAAAAUGAGGGGCAAGCUUGGGGCAGGCCCACGGACGGUGAUGGUUAAUGACUGUGACACCAAACUCAAGGGCGAUGGGACCAUUGCAACCAUCACAGAGAAGGAGACGCACUUCUGAUGUCCACCUGCCACCUCGGACCCCACUGCUUCCUCCUCCUUCCCCAUGUGUACAAAUGAAUACCUGAGAAACGUACUUCACCUAAUGAUAGAGGCUUGCUCAUUUUGCACAGGACUUAUUAACAAGUUAAUUUUAAGGUGGUUGUGUACACUUUGGUUUAAAGUCACAUUCCCCUCCUCACCCCCAGUUAUCAUGUAAGUAACAUUAUGAGUUAAUAUUGUACAGGGACUAGCAGAAUCUUUUUGUGCUAGGACAGUUUUAACCAGUAUUUUCUAGGGGUUAAGAAGAAAUGUAUCAUAUGGUCAAACUUUUAUACUUGGGCUGUGGGCAGGUGGGGUGGGAGCGAUUCCUGUCCUCCUCUGUCAGCCUUUUUAAUCAACCAGUCCAUGUCCCAUCUUUGUUCCUGACCAUCGCUGCUGCCCCUCCUUCACAUACCCUCGUGGGGGUGGGGAGCUUUUCCUUCAAACCCUCCCUUCCCCAUCCCUGACCUCUUAGCAGUGGGUUUGCAGACAGCAAGGCUAUGUCAGAGAAGAAAAAGUCCCACCAGAUUCAGGACUCCUGGGUUGCAGGCGCCCAUCUACCCUGACCCUAUUUAGUGAUCUUGGGCACUCCCUUCCACUCCCUGGGCCUCAGUUUCCCUGUCUCCUACAUGGAAGGGUCGGAUCAGGUGAUCUCGAGGUCCUUCCUGGCCUGGCAGCAUCUCUUGGGGAUUCUCAUUGCAUGCCUUGCUGGCUUGCAGGCCUGCCCUUCAUCUUGGAUUCUUCUGGAGACUCUUAGGCACUCAUCCUUGUACCCACCCUCCACCUGCCUAUUUUAAAUCAAGUUCAUCAUGAAAACAAUGUGGUGGCAACAGCGUUUUCCCAAAACUCUCAUUUGAUUUCAUCUGUGAACACUUUCUUCCCUGGAGACCAGCCAGGUCCUGGCCCCCAUUCAGGCCCCUCCUACACUGUCUGCUCUCACCCUCAGCUCUGCCUCUCCAUCCUCGGUGGAGUUUGCUGGAAUUGGCUGGGCGCUGGUUUUCAGGCUUAGGAAGCAGCUUCUGUCGGUGGCUGUUUGUCCUGCACCUGUCCCAGCCAGGAUCUGCAUUGUAGAACUUUCCACCAGCCUCUCAGGGGAAGGAGCUACAGGCAGGCCUGGAGCCUGGUUUCAUCCUCCAGCUCCUUCUUCAUGCCCCUGCCACGUCCUCUCCCUCUGGCUGUCUCAGACCCUCCCUCCCCUGCCAUCCUGACACCUCUCCAUCUCCAUCCUUUCUGUCACCAGCUUCAUGGAAGCUUCUCCCCUAUCCUUUUUUCGGGAGCCAUCCCACCGGUGCCUCUCCCAGUAAGCGCCGAGAAGGGGAGACUGUGCUCCCUGUCCCUCCUCCCUGCAGGCCUGGAGUCUGCGAGGAGGCUGGGCCACUCAGACCUCUCUGGCUGGCCUGUCCUUUUUUUCUUUAAUUGGAUUUAACAUUAACCUUCUGCCUUGGAUUUUGCAUUAUUUGGGGACAGGGAAGGUACAUUCUUUAUCCUUUUCCUCUAUGUCCCCAAUGUGUUAUUUGGUGGAAAUGCAAGCUUUGUUCAGACUGAGGCUUUAGUUUCCUGUAAUAAACCUGUAUGUUUGAUUCACCCAAAAGUUUCCAAACUCCCAGCUUCUCUGCUCUGGGCAGCUGCCCUCUGAACCUGAGUUUGCUGGGCGGGAAGUCCAAUGCCGUCCAGGCAGGUGGGACACCAGGUUCUGGUCCCCCUUUUGCACGCACAGCCCAGGCCUGCCCAGCCUCUCCCUGAGCUCUUUGAUCUGGUGGACCCAGGAAAUGGACUCAGGAAGAUGAAUGUUCAACUGGGCCCUCUGCUCCUGUCUGUCAUUGUCUGCUCUUCCCCCAACAGGUCCUGGGGAGGCAUCUCCCCGCUGCUGCUGCUACUGGUUCUCCCCCCACCCUGACAGCUCUCACAGAUGCACAGCCCCGCAGCCUUGCCUGGCACACACUGCAUUGUACAUACAUGUGGCACUUAACAUUCCACUCACUGAACACUACUAAUGGGGCAGGGCAGAGGGCGGGCCUUUGUUCUUUGUUUUUUGUAAUUUCCUACUAGUAUUUGGGUAACUUUGGGGGGUGGGGAGGAAAAUGUGGGGCGGAGGAAACAUCAUUGUGAAGACUUUUUUGAUAUUCAUUAGAAACAAUACAUCCUUUCUGAGGUAUUUACAGUAUUAUUAAAAAUGAAAAAGGUUGUACUGUUUUGCAUAAUGAACGUUUUUAUUGGGUAUUCAAAGGGCACAUGGUUGUCUGCUUACUCAUUUUUAAAAAUUAAAGGAAUGAACAAACUA